AAUUUUAAUAAGUUGAAUAGAAAACAUGAUACAAGCGGAAGGCAAACAGUAGGCGGGGUUCGGCGGGUGCGCAAAAUUGAUUUCGUUGUAAGGUAGUAUUAUUCUGGUCCAUUUCCCAACGCAUUAAAAAUGUGUGAUCUGGGAUUAAAUGAACAUCACCAAAUGAUUGUUAUGAAUUACAUUAAAUUUUCAAGAUAUCAGCGUAUUCAGAACUUGAAGGCAAUUGAAUAUGCUUUCAAAGAUGUUACGGAAUCAAGAUUAUUGGAAGAUACAUACACAAGUGAUGAAGUUCAAGAAUUAUUACUUGGUUUGUCCAAAGUAGUUCGAGCUGACACUGAAACAGAACUCAUCAGUUCCACUCAUAUGACUGUACUGUUACUCAAACAGUUGUUUCAGCAAGCAGAGAAAUGGCACCUUAGGCUGCAAGCUGAUCUUUCAGAGCUUGAAAACAGAGAACAAUUGGAGGUCAUUAAAACACUAGAGAACAGUGCAUUUUCAAGUAUUAAACCAGAUAAAAAUCCAUCACCGACUAAAAUUAAACUUCUACCAAUGAAUGAAUCAUCUGGGUCUGUCUGUCUACUUCAUAUGGAAAUUGAACGACUGAAGGAAGAAAAUGAAAAGCUUUCCGAGUCCGUCAAGGAAACUGAAACCAAGGCCAAUUUAUACCUACAAGAAAUUAAUAAGUUGAAGACAGAACUUGAGUCAGCUCAGAACGAAGUGUGCGCCCUGAAGGAUGUUUCAUUAAAUGCCCCUGAGCCAUCACAUCUUAAUGAGGUUGAAAACCAGCUGAGCAAAGUAAGCAACUUACUGGCAACAAACCUGGAGCUGUCUGCCUCAAAUCAACAACAAAUGGAACUGGAACUCUCGACUACUAGAGAGAAAAUUGCAGAAGUCCAGGCUCAGCUCUUGCUAGCAGAACAGGAACUGGAGAGAAAAUUCAGUCAAACAGCUGUGUAUGCCAACAUGAAAAAAAUCCUGAACAAAAAGAAUGAACAAAUAAAAGAACUACGGAAAAAACUGCAACAUUACGAACCUGAUGAAAAUGCUGAUGGAUUGACGGAUGCAUCAUUGGCAUGAAAAUUAAACAUGCCUACCGUAUUCUCCAAAAAUCUUUUAAUUUUCAAGUUAUCUAGUCAAAGGCACUAAAAUGGUAUAUUCUAGGUUGCGAGUAAAUUAAUCACCAGUAAUUGCCUUAUACACAACAGAUUCUGUCCUAUAAUGUUGCCUGUAUGUACUGUUAUUGGUAGAUCAAUGAUAUUGAAGUAGGUUAGCACAGCUGCAUUAAUUACUUGGCUGAAUUCUAACUGUGCCUGUGGUUGAGGUCACAUAAUGAGAACUGGAAAGAUAGGUAUGAAUACUAGUCGCUUAUUUCUGUGUUGUACACCAAAGCAAAAACAUUACUGUAGCAUGAUAAGUCUCUCUGGACCAGGAGCCAGACACUUCUUUCUCCUUGAGGUUUUGUAUUUUAAUGACUAACAAAUGGAAUUUGAUGUUUAUUGAAUGAACCGAAUAAAAGUCUAUUUUUAAUGUAUCUAAA
This is a messenger RNA of Zootermopsis nevadensis, 1537 nucleotides long. RefSeq names its product leucine zipper transcription factor-like protein 1. NCBI's taxonomy places the organism in Eukaryota, Metazoa, Arthropoda, Insecta, Blattodea, Termopsidae. Gene Ontology annotation, cellular component: cytoplasm. Gene Ontology annotation, biological process: negative regulation of protein localization to cilium. The record is from RefSeq and is a predicted model, not a curated record.